Messenger RNA from Blepharisma stoltei, 4550 nucleotides. Lineage: Eukaryota; Ciliophora; Heterotrichea; Heterotrichida; Blepharismidae. The record is from the annotation of a GenBank genome assembly.
AUGGAUUCAGAAGCAGAAAAAAGACAAGGAAGCGCUUCAUUUAAAUUUGACACAUCAACAUCUAAGCGUGAUAUUUUGUAUAAAAGCUUAGAAGCCGAAAGAGCAAACCGCUUUAAAAUCACUCUUUUUGAUACCCUGAUAAAGCUUGAAGGUAGCGAUAACAAAAGAAAAAUAAGCAGAGAGCGCCUGAUACUGACUUAUCUUUCACUAUUUAUAAAAAAAAUUCAACUUUUAUCAAUUAUACUCAUAAGCUUCGAGACAUCUGACAACGUUACUCUUGAGUCCUCCUUCAACGUGUUGUUAAGAAUUCUGAGAUUUGAUAUCCUGAGCAUUAGUUUAAAUAUUCAAUUAGAAUUUUUACUUGUUAUGAUAGGUGGCAUUUGAGGCCUUUGCAUAAGCUUUUGCAUGAUUUAUCUUCAAAUUUUUUAUAAAAGGAAAAUCGCUCUGAGGCCCGUUCUUUUUUUAACCAGUUUGCUGGGAUGAAUAUUUAAACAUGUUUUUUGCAUCCCUUAUUUGUACAGUGUAGGGAUAUUUGUAAAAUAUACUUUUUUUGAUGAUAAUUCUGAGGUUGGAGAAUAUGACAAUGUGAGCGCCUCAAAUUACAAGACAUUUUUAGCUCUACCUUUAGUUUUUGGAGUGCCGAUCCUAGCUUUGAAUAUUUAUUUUAGGACAAUUUAUUAUUGUAAUCCUUGUUACACAGCGAAAAUCAAGAGAAAUAGAAUGCAUUCUUUGGUGACGCUUAAGGACAAUUUAUUUCAGUUUAUUAUUGUUUUUGCUUCAUUUUAUCGUUCAGCAGCUUAUUUUAAUAUUUUAUGUGUUAUUAUUUCGAUUUAUAUGAUUUCACAAUAUAUUUUUUAUAUGCCAUAUGUAGCAAUGUUUGAUAAUGUAUUUGAAGUCGAUACUUGAACAAUGGUUUUAUUUGGAGUCAUAGCAUAUCAGAUCUCUAUUUAUAUUAAUACAAACUCCGUACGUGCUUUAAUAAUGAUUUUUAUCUACCCGUGUAUAACAUUUAUCACCUAUUUCUUAAUGAAUUGGUAUUUCGACCGAGCUUUAAAUUUUCCAAUUACAAACCCCUAUAAUGUUGAGUUAAAAAUAAGAAGGCUUAUUUUUGGCAAAAAGCCUCGAAAUUUUCAACAUAAUUUAAGCGAAAAAAUAAAAACGAUGUACAAAGACGCAACGAAAAUAUUUUUAUCCUUUAAAAUGCUAUUUGUUUGAGAAAGCUUAUUUUAUUUACACUAUGAAAGAAAUAAAUCUUUAAGCUUGCUAAAAUUAUCAAAAAUUAAUUUUUCCUCCCGAAAGCACUUGAAGAUUUGGUAUCAGCUUCAUCGCAACAAAGCAAGAUACUACAGCUUUCCGAACUUAGAAGCUGAGUAUUUAUAUUACUUUUAUUAUAAAAUGCUUGUAAAUGAAGAGUUUGCAGACGAUUUAACAUUAAUAAGGUAUAUAAAAGACAUAAAUGUGCUGAACAGGAGAGAUUUAGAAGUGACGUGCGACCUGUGAGAUGUCUAUAGAAAACUAUCAGAAAUUUCUGAGCAUUCUUUGGAGUCAAUUAAUGAAGCAUGUACAAAGCUUGUCAAGUCAAAAAAAAAAUUUGAAGAAAAAGCUGAAAAAAUGGUCAGAAAGUAUCAUUCUGACCCAGCUGUUUUGUCGGUGUAUGGAUCAUAUAAAGCUGAUUUUUUGGAACAAAACCAAGGAAACUUACUUUUACAGAGAAGUAGAAGUUUAAAGGGCUCGAAAGAUACUGGAAUUGAAAAAAUCACAGGAAUGAAAUACAGACAAGGAGACGCAAUUAUGGUGGUAAGUGGUAUGCAUGGGACUAUUGGCGAUAUUUUGUAUUUAAAUAAUGAAAUAGCCAAACUUUUGAACAUUGAUUGUGUUGAUGAUUAUAUAGGAACUACGUUUCGCCAAUUUAUCCCAGCUCCUUUUGAUGUGAUGCAUAACGACAUAUUAAGGCGAGGGCUGAUUUUUGGGGAAAGAAUUGAACUUUAUAGGCCAAGCCUUUUUUUAAUUACAACCCGAGGGCAUUGCGUAGAAGUUACCAUGCAUUUUCGGCUUGUGUUCUUUAAACAAAUCCCUUACUUUAUUGCAGAUUUUAAUGAAAAAGGCUAUAAUACUAAUUUAAUUCUUCAUUCCCCGGAUGGCUAUAUAUAUGCAGCUUCCAAAAACAUUAACCAACUGAUCGGUAAUAGAAAAGGUACAGUAUUUGAAGUUGUAAAUAACCUUGCGAAUUAUUAUGAAAAUUAUAAUCCAGGAGUCCCUUUUGAAUAUCAUGAAGAUUUCGACUGCUUUAUGAUGAGAAUUACACUAGUUAUAGAUGGAUCGCCAUUAGUAGCAUUAUAUGUAGCCAACGAUUAUGAAUAUUUUGCACAGAUGAAUAAUUCAGACGAAAAUACCCCAAAACCUCAUCAUGUAGAAUCUUUUAAUGAUGGAGGAUAUAAAACUGAUAUUACAAUGGAGCCUGAAGAAUUAAAUUUGAAAAGUGGCUUGGCGAGCUCUUUUACAUAUGCCUCAACUGUUUUAUCCAAAAUGGAAAAAAAAUAUGAAAAAGGAGAAAAGGAAAGUAGUAAAAUUGCAAGGCUUUGUAAUUCCAUGAAUGUGAACGUUAGGAUUUCUAAUGCAGCUUUGCUUGGGAUUAUUAUUGCUACGAUCAUCAUAGAAAGAUAUGUAGUUAAUGAACUGAAAAUAUCUAAUUUUCUAACUCCCCCCCCCCCCCCCCCUCCGUGAGCGAACAAAACCAUUAGAAAAAUCGCCAUUUUUUGACCAAAAACCCACCCUCCGUGAGUGAACAAAAAUAUUUUUAAUAGAAAAAAUUUUAAUAGAAAAAAUUUUAAUAGAAAAAAAUUUUGCUAUAUAAGUGAUAAUUAGUAUAAUGAAAUCUAGAGCUAAUUCUGUUUAUUUUAAACAAAUUGCGUUUUAAAACAUAAAUUUUGCAAAUUAAAUUAGUAUUUGCUUCCCAAUUUUUGCAAAUUAGGAUUUUUUUUUAAAUUUCGAAAAAAAUAUUUUUUAUAAAAUUUUAUAUAUAAAUUGUUUUUAAAAAAAAAAAUUAACCCCCCUCCGUGAGUGAAACAAAAUUUUUUUUUGUUCGCUCACGGAGGGGGGGGGGGGGAGUAAGCAAUUUUUCUACUCUCAGGCACUUAGGAAACAGUAUAUUAUUAGAUUCAAGAUCCCUUGAUCUUUUAAGUAAGGGCUAUGAAUUAGCAUAUGAAGAAACUGACUAUCGAGCUUCUCUUCAGUCAAGUAUAAAUAACUUUGAAAAUACACUAUUACAAGUCAGUGAUGAAAUAUCAAAUUAUGACUAUAUGGAUGAUGUUUUUGUUACAAAAAAGGUCAAAACGACAGAAAAAACAGGUGAAAAUGCCUUGAGGAUUAUUAAAACUAAUUUAUUCCAAGCUUUGCAAAAAAUUAUCCAAGAAGGAUACACAAUCUACGGUGCUGAGCUUUCUGGAUUUCAAGGAAUUCAAGCAAGUCUAUUUUAUAUUUAUUGGAAUUUUCCUGGGGAAACAUUUAGAAGCUUAAAUAGCAGUCUUAAUUCUAUUAACGACGAAACACAUAAUCAUAUAUCUUCAGUUUUCGAAUUUUUGAAAAUUUUUAAAUUGAUUGUUUUUAUCCCUUCUAUGCUUAUUAUCAUUCUUUCUAUUCCAAAUCUAAUUGCUCUUGAAAAAAUCAAUAAAGAGCACUGAAAUGAGCUUUCAUCGCUAAAUAUAGAAAGGCAAAUAGCUUUAAGAGAAAAACUAACUGUAAGAUUAUCUGAGUUCCAUGGCAUUCAAGUUGAAGAAAUAGAGCCAAAACACACAAAAAAGGCAGUUUAUUCAUCUAUUUGAAAAACAUUUCUGUUUAAAGUACUUUUUUUAGAACUUAUCAGCAUUAUCUAUUUCUUUGUUUCUAUUUAUGCUAUCCAAAACAGCAUAAGUGAAGCCUUAACUUAUCAGUCUAGCUACAGGCUUAGAUCAGGCUAUAGAAGAUCUCUAACAAUAUCUACUUUCUUCUGAACAAGAGAGCUUCUUUUAUCAGAAACCGAAUCUUCUCUAAUCAAUACUCUUGAUAAUAAAAACCCUUAUCCUUCAGUUAUAAAAAGCUUGCAAUCCUCAAUUGAGGACUAUGACUACCAUGAGCAUCUUAUUGACUUCGGCUCGGCAACAAAAUACUUUGAGCAUGACAUGUACAACUUACUAAUUGGAAAUCCUUGCAGCGAUGCUGCCAAGUCCAUACCUAACUGCCUUACUAGCUAUAUCAGCACAGGAAUGCUGCCUGCGCUUGAAUUGUAUUUGGAUGAUACAAGGACUAUUUUUUUUGAUAAUAGCUCAAAUUGGCAGGACGUUAUCAAACUAGAGAAAUACUCAAAAUUAAUAAGUAACUCAGUAGGGCUGAUGACAGAGAGCUUUAUGAAUUCUACUGAUGAUAAAAUUGAUGCAUAUAUGACUUACUUGACGAUUACCACUUUACUCUAUUUUUUUAUUUUGCUUUUAGUUGUAUUAUUACUUGUCUUAGCAUCUGUUAAUAAAAUCAAGAAUGGUUUGAUUGGAAAAAUUGAGAUCCUCAACUAUUUUUAA